Molecule: messenger RNA, 574 nt
Organism: Solanum tuberosum (potato)
Lineage: Eukaryota; Viridiplantae; Streptophyta; Magnoliopsida; Solanales; Solanaceae
Product: bidirectional sugar transporter SWEET12-like
Exons: 3
Coding region: 154-546 (130 amino acids)
Biological process (GO): carbohydrate transport
Cellular component (GO): membrane
Molecular function (GO): sugar transmembrane transporter activity
Source: RefSeq, a predicted model, not a curated record
CUCCCCUUUUGCAUGAAAUUGUGGGAUUUUCUAUCUUUUAUACAAGCUAAGUGAGAAAGAAAAAGAGCAAGGUUUCUCGAGAGACCCUAAAUAAAUCCUUUCUUCCCAAAUUUGAAUACAUUUGUAUCAUUCAAUAACUUAAUCACAAUCAACAUGGCCUUAUUUGACCUCCACCAUCCAUGGCUCUUCGUGUUUGGAGUCUUAGGAAACGUUAUCUCCAUAUUGGUCUUCUUAGCUCCAGUGCCAGCAUUCCGACGAAUCUGCAAAGAAAAAUCAACGAUGGGUUAUCAAUCAGUACCUUACGUGGUAGCACUAUUUUCAUCGAUGUUAUGGAUGUAUUAUGCAUUUAUCAAGAAAAACGCCAUUCUUCUUGUCUCCAUCAACUCCUUUGGUUGCAUUGUUGAGACCAUUUACAUCACCAUUUUCAUUCUCUACGCAUCCAAGGAGGCUAGGGUAAGUUUUCAUUAUGAUGUACCUACUAUAGUUGAACAGGUUGAACAACGUGGUACAAUCAACUCUAUAACAGUUAACAGUUGUACACGUUGAUUGCAGUGGCGGAGGAAGGAUUUUCAUC